Molecule: messenger RNA, 465 nt
Organism: Ambispora gerdemannii
Lineage: Eukaryota; Fungi; Glomeromycota; Glomeromycetes; Archaeosporales; Ambisporaceae
Source: the annotation of a GenBank genome assembly
AUGAAUACCCUAUAUCUAAAAACUUAUUAUCAUCGAGAUUCUACAUUUCUAACUUCUGAACAAAUAGAAACAAUUAGAACACUCAAAGGCAAGAUGAUAUACUCUCGAUCAACUCGAGCACAAAGUACUAUUUCUUCUGAUAUAUUACCUGAAAAUUCCAACCAAAUUGACACUACCACGCCAGCUUAUGCCGAAAGAGAGAUUUUACAUCUGGAAUCUACUACUUCCUCCGAUAAAGAAAUAAAAAAGAGAAGUUCCAAAUCUCGGUCUAAAUCUGCUCACAUAUCUGAUCUAAUACCUAGCAGUAGCUCAAUAUUAGUUAAUAAUGAAAAUCCAACAGAAAAAAUAAGUGGGAGCUCUAGGAAUGGUGAUUUUCCUAUUGAUAUAAUUAAUCAGAUUGAACGAGAAAAUAAAAGAAAAGAUAAAAACUUAGCUAAUAGUACUCGCAUAAAAUCUACUACCUAA